This is a messenger RNA of Symbiodinium sp. CCMP2592, 2910 nucleotides long. The record is from the annotation of a GenBank genome assembly. NCBI's taxonomy places the organism in Eukaryota, Dinophyceae, Suessiales, Symbiodiniaceae.
AUGGCUGAGCCAUGGAGGGGCCUUCUCCAACAGCUCUCUACGGAACUGGAGCGCCAGUCCGCCAAAUUGCGGGAUCUGGAGCUCCAAAACAAACGACUACUGGAAGUGGCAGCUCUUCCGGUCGAGAUGUCUCAGAUGCCGCCCAUCGUGCAGUGCGACCUCCCGUCCCCUCCGAAUCCUGAGGGACCAGGGGAUGUCCGAAGAUCUAGAAGGAGCCAACAAGAUGAGGACGAAGAGGAAGUCACUGGCCUGAAGACCGACGUGGUCCUUCCACAUCCGCACCGGCCGAGCAAGAUCUCCCAGAUCUCACAGAUUCCCUUAGUCCAGCCUCGGAGGAACUCCCGGGUGUCGAAGCUCAUCGAAUCCCAGCAGGUCCGCUUCAUGAUCAUGCGUGCGCAAAGGACCCGAGAGUUUGGCGUCAAGAAGCCGUGGUUCGUCAUCAACCCCGACACCAACCCCUUCUCGACGGCCUGGCAGAUCAUCACCAACUUCGCCCUCGCCUUCGUGGCCUUGAUAACUCCUCUACAAGUCGGCUUGCUGGAGAUCCACUUGGACUUUCUCUUCGUGCUAACCAUGAUGGUCGACUUCGUGUUUGUCAUCGACAUGAUUCUCCAGUUCGUCACGAUGUACCCGCGGACGACAGCCCGUGGGUUGGAGUGGGAGCUCAAUCCACAGAAGAUUGCCAAGAACUACUUGAGGACCUGGUUCUUCCUGGACUUCGUGACCUUAAUCCCCUUCGACAUGAUCGGAGUAUCCUCCGGCACGGAUAGCCUCAAGGACCUGCGGAGCAUUAAAGUAAUCCGCGUCCUCCGACUCCUGAAGCUCAUGCGGCUGCUGCGGAGCUCUCGACUGCUGCAGUUCGUCCGUGAUCAACGGCUGUCUGCCUUGGAGAGGGCACGCACGCUUUCAGGGCAGCUGGCCACAAAGGUAAGGCUGCUGCAAGAAGCGACAGCGAAGAACGAGAGGGAGGCUGCAGGACGCCUCGAGACUCUGGCUGCUGGAAGGGCAUCAGCACAAGCACGCAGCCGUGCUUUGGCGACAGGGCUGGCUGAGACGAAAGAAGAGGUUGCUAGUUUGCAGUGGCGCGUGGGUGCUCUGCAGAAACUCCUGGACGUGCAGCCGCAUAAUUCGGCCCCGUCGCGCGGAGCAGCCGGAGCCGGAGGGCACGGAGGGCAAGAUUGGCACCAGGAUGCCACCGCAUCUCCGUCUGUUGAGUUACUUCGUGCUACGUUGGCAGCGCUCCGACAACGACGCUCAGAGAAUGAGGAUCUUCGCCGUAGCUGCCAGGACGAGUGCCAGGGCCUCCAGCGUCGCCUUCAGGCUGCACAGGAUCCUCACGAAACAGCACAUCUCAACACUGAGAGCAUCUCUUUGACAAAGGAAGCGCUCCGAGCCUUUGCACAUGGAGCCGUGGCCACCUGGAACCGGGAACUACAGGACUUGGAGAAGGAAUGCUCGAGGCGCACUGCCGCAAUCGAAAAGAGUAUCCGGAAGGUUCAGGACAUGGCCUCAGCUGGCAGUAUAGGAGCAACACCUUGCUGGCAGUCCUCGCAGGGCCGUGAACGUUUGCCCAUGGCUGAGACGCUGCUGACCACUUUUGAGGCGGCAGCCAAGGAUUGCAGGACCCAGGCAUCACAUGAGCUUGCGACGCUUCACAGGGCCAUUGUCUUGUGGAAAGCAGCGACAGGUGCGAUGGUCCUUUCACCUCGAGAGGAAGCGCACGAAGCAUGCGCCAUCCGAGAAAAGCGUAAAAACCGGACGCACCGGCUCGAGAUCCCGCUGUCGAUCCCGUACCAGCAGGUGGCACUCUUCCGUUUCCUCCUCAUCUUAGUCCUGGCCUGCCACUGGCUGGCCUGCGUGUGGGCGAUGACUCUGAAGAUCGUUGAUGACACAUUCCCGCAAUGGAUCAACGAUAUCGAAUCAGCCGAUGUGCCCUAUGGGAUUCGCACCCGUGACUCCCCCCUGCGCAUCUACAUAGCCGCGUACUAUUUCUGCUGCUACACCAUGACGUCAGUGGGCUAUGGAGACAACGGGCCCAAGAAUGUGCUGGAACGCUUGGUUUGCACGUGGAUUGUCCUGACCUCGGGCCUUUCCUGGGCUUACAUUCUGGGAGAAGUCUGCGCCAUCGUCAGUGAAAUGACGGCAGAGGGUCAGAGAUUCAGGAAGAAGAUGCACCACCUGAAUUCCUUGAUGCAGGAGCAGGGGCUUCCACCCGAGCUUCGAAAGCGCAUGCGCAGCUUCUUCCUUCAGAACCGGCAUCAAGCAGAGCACCAGACGAGGCAGAAGCUCUUGGAGAAUCUGAGCCCCCAGCUGCACGCUGAGGUCUGCACGGCGCUGAACAUGCCGUGGAUUGAGAAGGUCUCCUUUUUCCAGCAGUUCAUGUCUCUGAUAGAUGCUCUUGAGGCAGAUGGAGCCCACACCGCACCCUUCCGCGCAUGCAUUGCAGACAUCUCUCGAGAACUUCAGACCGCCGCCUUUGCACAGAAGGAGAUCUUUGACAAUGUGCAGGUGCUUUACAUCCUCUCCAAGGGCCUGGUGGCUUUGAACAGCCGAGUGGGUCACAAUGGGGCGGUAUGGGGGGAGGACUUCGUCCUCUCGGACACGAGCCUGAUCCGGCCCGUGGCUGGCUUCGCACUCACGUACAUCGAGGUGCUCUUCCUUACCCGCGAGAGCUUCAUGGGAGUGAUCGAGCGCCGGAAGUUGACUUGCCCUCAGCUGGGCCAGGUGGUCAGGCGCUACUGCGUGCGCGUCGCUGUCACCCGGGGCAUUAUUGCAGAAGCAAGGAGGCGCCUGAAGCUGAGGGAAGGCACCCCGUCCAGCGUGGCCAAGCGAGUGCAGGGCAGCCAGCAGACGCAGGGCUCCUAUGACAGUGCUCCGCAGCCGCCAGGCUUCCUGGAGGCCGAGGACUGA